Messenger RNA from Camelina sativa (false flax), 1520 nucleotides. NCBI's taxonomy places the organism in Eukaryota, Viridiplantae, Streptophyta, Magnoliopsida, Brassicales, Brassicaceae. The record is from RefSeq and is a predicted model, not a curated record.
UUUCCAUACGUCGAACCCAAUGUAGAAAAAUACAUUUAGCCUUUUAAUGAAUCGUCCUCUCCCUUUUGAAACCCUAUUCAAUAGUUGGGACAAGUUUUCGACUCUCCUUCUCCAAUCUGUGCGGCGACGCUAGAGUCAAACUGAAAGAACUCUAUUUCGUCAAAGCUUUGAAUUUCAUGGAAGUCAACAACGCGAAGCAAAUGCAAAGUUGGGAGCAGAACUCAUCCCUGACUGGACUGAGCUGACUUGGGAAUGUCUCAUCGAUAUAUUCUCACGGUUGAGCAUUGUAGAAACUGGGUUUCACACAAUGAAUUCGUUUGAUGGGGAAAACAAAUUCACUUAAGAACUCUCUCUCAAAAAUCGGAUCAAAGCUGAGAAACAAAAAGGGAUUGAAAUCUCUUUAGGAAGAAGUUAGGGUUUUUGUAUUAAUUGCUAGAUACUUUACAAGGAGGAGGAAUCCAAUCUAUUUAUAUAUUGUCUUAGAUUACAAAAUAUGUCUACUUUCCUUAGAACUCGAACUGAUUUUAGGAAAGUUUAUUUUUCUCCGUUAGGUCGGCCGUAGGGCGAUCUGGAAGUCGGUUAAUUGAUUCUUCUGGACUUGUCAAAUUCGUUGGGCUUUCAUUCGAAAGCCCAAAUCGCUGAUUUGAGUGAAUUUCUGAGUUAAUUAAGAAUCCGGUUUGCCUUGGUUUAUACCGGUAUGUCGGGGUACUAAAUCUCGCAACAACAAGCAUGGAACAAAGGUGGAAUGCACCUAUGUUGGUUUGCAAGACGUGGAUGGACCGUGGACGUGUGCAAAGACCCGUUGCUCAACUCGGUAUUUGAUCUUGAAACUUGGUUUCUAACUUCCACCGAAACAUGCAACCGGUGGAGUUUUGAAUUUUCGAAAAAAGUCGACUGCAUGCUCAUGUCUGUUGUUGAACGAAGUAAGGGCAGUCUCAAAGAGAUUCGGGUGAGGCACUGCACAGAUGAAUCUCUCUUGUAUGUCGCUGAUAGAUGCCCUCAUCUUGAGGUACUUUGGGUUAAGCAUUGCCCAAAUGUUACAGAUAAAUCAAUGGAAAAGAUAGCUUUAAAGUGCCCUAAGAUCAUGGAACUUGAUAUCAGCUGCUCUUAUGCAUUAUCUUCUGGGUGUAUGGAAAUGUUUGGUAAGAACUGCAAGAAUCUUCAGAUUAUAAAACAAAAUUUUACGGCACUAUCCGAGGUCUCGAGGUUCGAGUCUUUUGAAAACUACAUGGAGAAUCUACCUAUCAUUCCUAUAGGGAGUGUUGAUCCUCAUGCGAUUAGGUGUCAUAUGCAACAACUUAAGCACCUGGAACUUCGAUUCUUAACAAAAACUGAUAAAGCACUUGCUAGUAUUUGUAAACAAUGUCCAAAACUAGAGUAUCUUGACUUGUUCGGGUGUCAAAACUUGACGAUGUAUGGUGUGAUUAACAGUACCUCGACUUUGAAGAAUUUGAAGGAAAUCAAGAAGCCAAAUUUUAGAGCUUUAUUCUUUUAAUAAUCUCUUAUGGUUUUGUAAUAAU